AUGGGCCAGGGCAGGCUCCCGGCCCGUCUGGGGCUGGCCUGCUGCCUGCUGCUGCUGGGGGGCUCGGGGGGCCUGGGGAGCCGAGGGACGCCGCGAGGGCCCUGGGAAGAGGAGCAGGGCCCCGUGACAGAGCGGGGACCGUGGGGCAGGGCGAGGUACGAAGCCAUGAAGAAGCACUUGGGAGCUGUAGGUGCUCUCUCCAAGCAGUAUUGGCAGUACCUGGCGUGCAAGGUGUGGCAAGAGGGCUGCGAAGAGGAGGAGGAAGAGGAAGAGUCCAGCCCCGGCCCAGGCUGGAGCUUGCCUCUGGUGGGUCAGGAUUACCUGGAGAUCCUCUCUGCCUGGUACUGCAGCUUCGGCAAGUGCUGCAAGACGGGAGACUGCAGGAUAGUCAACAAUGUCACAGGGCUAGAAGCAGACCUCAGUGGGCAGCUCCAUGGGCAGCACUUGGCCAAAGAAGUCAUCGUCCGGGCGGUGCAAGGGUUCCUGGAGAGCCCACGGCCGCAGAAGGCUCUGGUCCUCUCCUUCCACGGCUGGUCUGGCACAGGCAAGAACUUUGUGGCCCGGAUGCUGGCCAGUCACCUGUACCGGGAUGGGCUGAAGAGCGAGUGUGUCAGGGUCUUCAUCUCGCUCUUCCACUUCCCCCAUCACAAGUACGUGGACUCGUACAAGGCUCAGCUGAAGAAGCAGAUAAGUGAGACCGUGCAGCUCUGCAAGCAGUCCCUGUUCAUCUUCGAUGAGGCAGAGAAACUUCACUUCAGCCUCCUGGAUGCCAUCAAGCCUUUCAUGGCUCGCUAUGACGAUGAGGGCCAGGCGGAUUACCGGAGAUCCAUCUUCCUCUUCCUCAGCAAUCUCGGCGGCAACACCAUCAAUGAGGUAGCCCUGGACUUCUGGCGAGCCGGCCGGGCGCGGGAGGAGAUCUCCAUGGAGUUCCUGGAGCAGCGGCUGCGGCUGGAGCUGCUGGAGCCUGCAGAGAACGGUUACGCCCGCAGCCACCUCCUUGAAGAGAACCUCAUCGAUUUCUUCGUGCCGUUCCUGCCCCUGGAGUACCACCACGUGAAGCUCUGCGCGCGGGAUGCUUUCCUGGCCCGUGGCCUUCCAUACACAGAGGCAGCCCUCGAGGAGGUGGCCAGGAUGAUGGUGUUUGUCCCCAAAGAGGAGAAGCUUUUCUCUGCCCAGGGCUGUAAAUCCGUAUCCCAGCGCAUCAAUUACUUCCUUCCUUGAACACCAGGCGGGACUACACCAGUGGUGAAGGUGGUUCUGCACACUGGGAGCUGCUCUCCUUGCACUAGGUCAGGCAAGCAGAUGACCCAGCCAUGCACUUGCAUAGGGACAGAGACUUAACCCCUUGUUACUCCGAGGGCUGUUGGCAGGGAGGGAGGUGCACCCGCCCCAGCCUUACUCCUGGGACGCGGGGACAGCCUGCGCUUGGCUGUCUUUGAAGUCUGUCUGGUGUUUUAAAGACCCUUCUUUUAGCAGGUAGUAGUAACCUGAGGUGGUGGUUUGGUUGUGCUGACAGACAGGUUGUGCUCACAUGAAACAAACCAUCCAAGUCCUUGGUUUGUUACCGUGUCAUGAAGGCCUUGGACAGACUGGUCCUGUUGAGACGGUCCAGCAGAAGCCACAUCCUCAUCCCUGU
This is a messenger RNA of Gavia stellata (red-throated loon), 1636 nucleotides long. RefSeq names its product torsin family 3 member A (gene TOR3A). Gene Ontology annotation, cellular component: nuclear envelope; endoplasmic reticulum lumen. Gene Ontology annotation, molecular function: ATP hydrolysis activity; ATP binding. The transcript is spliced from 6 exons. Bases 1 to 1221 code for a protein of 406 amino acids. The record is from RefSeq and is a predicted model, not a curated record. Lineage: Eukaryota; Metazoa; Chordata; Aves; Gaviiformes; Gaviidae.